AUGGUUGGAAAGAACACUUACACCCUUCCCGUGACCGAUGGACGGUUGUUCAGCAGACUUGACAACAAGAAAAGAGUUGUUCCUCAAGCUGCAUCGUUCCAACAUUCCGCCUUCCAAUCAGCGAAGAAACCUCAAAUUUCAUAUCCCAAUCGAAUUGAUGGAUACCAAAUUAUCUCUAACCUUGGGUCUGGCGCAUUUGCAAAAGUUUAUUUGGCCAAAAAUCACAAUCACAAGCUCGACACGAGGAUGAAGGAAAUGGUCGCCUUGAAGGUGGUAAAUGUAAGAUUUUCUGAAAUAUUUCUUGUUCUCUAGUAAACAUGGGUGCAUAUGCAGUGGUGAUGCAAUUUCCACGCUUUUGGUAUAAAACUUGGUCCAAGUUUGACGUGAUCUUGGUGUCAUGUAUAAUAUCCGACAAUUCGAUGAAUUCUUCUAAUGUUGACCCACUAAUUUUAGCUGACCAAGAUAACUGAAGCCAGCCAGUUGAAGAGCACCAAGAAAGAGUACCAGAUUACGUCAAAGGUGAAGCAUCCCAACAUUGUGGAGAUUUAUAAUUCCUUCGAACAGCCGGUAUGUAUAAUAUUGAUGGAGUCAUUAUCUCUUUGUCUGCCUUCUUUAUUUUCUCAGUAUUGAAGUGCAAUAUUUUCAGCUUAAUGGAAGUCUAAGCUUGAUUCUGGUUGUUGAAUACAUGAGUCAAGGGACCUUGGAACAAUAUCUCCAUCACAACUUGUUGGUGGAGUACAAGUUGCUUCCAGAAUACAGAAUUUGGCACAUUUUUCAACAGGUUGCAUGUGGAAUUGCAUUUAUGCACAGUUGCAGAUGUCUUCAUCGAGGUAAGAAGAGGUUUUUCGUGUAUAAUAUAAUUUUAUCAUACAAAAAUCGUAAUUAUUUCUUCAUUUUUGCUCCACUAGCGACGGAGGAGCUUGAAAUGUUCUAUAGAUGAUAUAUUUCAGAUUUGAAGCCAGCAAAUAUCCUAAUGGCAGACAAUUUUUUGGUCAAGAUCAGCGACUUUGGUCUGAGCCGGAUGAAUUCGAUCAAUACGGAGGAAGUGAAGACCGUUUGUGGAACUCCGUAUUAUUUGUCGCCUGAGAGAACCCUCCAAUCGGGGUACACGUAUGCUUCGGAUGUCUGGAGUCUGGGCUGUUUGUUGUAUGAGGUACGCGAAAUUUUUUUUUUCUGAAUUUAGAAGCAGUGUGUGUCGGCACUUCGAUCUUGUCCCAAAAAAUUUUAUUUUUAUGGAUCCCAGAUGAUUCGAUCUGUUUUUUAGCUGACUGCUGGUGUGAACCCAUUCUUUGGCGAGAGAGAUAACCGUUAUUCGCUUUCCAACAAGAUCACCGAAGCUGAUUUCCCUCCAGUCCCCGAAGACCAUUACUCUUACUUUUUGCUCAAUUUGAUUGACAAAAUUUUGGUCACCGAACAAACGGAAAGGCCUCCAGCCAGCUUCAUUAGUGAAUAUUCGGAGCACAUGGUCGAAUUCUUUCGAAGAUAUGUGAAUUUUUAG
This is a messenger RNA of Bursaphelenchus xylophilus (pine wood nematode), 1498 nucleotides long. The record is from the annotation of a GenBank genome assembly. NCBI's taxonomy places the organism in Eukaryota, Metazoa, Nematoda, Chromadorea, Rhabditida, Aphelenchoididae.